Plectropomus leopardus (leopard coralgrouper) is the source of this 1049-nucleotide messenger RNA. RefSeq names its product peroxisomal biogenesis factor 26 (gene pex26). Gene Ontology annotation, molecular function: ATPase binding; protein-containing complex binding. The record is from RefSeq and is a predicted model, not a curated record. Gene Ontology annotation, cellular component: peroxisomal membrane; peroxisome. Lineage: Eukaryota; Metazoa; Chordata; Actinopteri; Perciformes; Serranidae. Gene Ontology annotation, biological process: protein import into peroxisome membrane; protein import into peroxisome matrix.
AACCAGGAAGAUCAACGGAUCAUGAAUUGUAAACAACAUGUAGAGAAGAGGAUAGCGCACAAAGUGAACCUCUAAACAGAUUUAUUUGGACUUCAGAGAGUCAUGAGCCGAUGUUCAACCAGUUCGGCAGCUCGCAGCUUCAGCUCAGUCUGCAGCCCGCAGCCCUCUUCUUCCUCUGUAGCUCAGAUGUUCAGCACGUUGGACACUGCUGCGGAGCAAAUGAUGGUCCUCAAAGACUUCCAGGUAGCUUUUGACACGUGCGAGAGAGGACUGGAGAGCCUCGCUAACAUGGGGCACGAGGACAACAGAUGUGCAGAGCUUAAGGCUGGCUUCUGCAUCUUAGGGAUUCAAGCUCUGGCUGAGCUGAAUCAGUGGCACGGUGUCCUCUCAUGGGUCCUUCAGCAGUACGAGCACCAGGAGAAAAUACCAGCUAAAAUAAUGCAGAUGUGCAUACUUCUUUACUCUAAAGUUGGAGAGCCGGCAGCGAUGCAGGAGGCAGCCAGAGUUUGGUUACACUGCCCGUCCAACUGCAGAGUCACGGGGUUUGGGACGGUGGCGGAGCUUUACCUGCUGCACGUCCUCGUGUCUUUGGGGCACAGAGACGAGGCUCUGGAGCUGAUCCUCGGUGAGGUCGGAGGCGUUGCGUUCACAGAAGAGCAGAGGCAGACAGCGCUGGAUGUUGUGGAAGAAAAAGAGCGAGAGAGUCGAGAAACAGCUCUAAGAAACAGCUCUGAGAUCACUGCGCAUCCCGUCUCGCCUCACGGAUCUGUGAUCCGUAAAUGUGAAGCCAUGCUCAAGUUUUUAUACAGAAAACUGAUGGGGACCGGUUCUGGCUCGUUCCCUCUCCGGAGAGUCUUUCUGGCCGCCGUCCUUCUCUACAUGCUUUUUCUUCGAAUGGAUCCAGCUCUGCCAUCUUCAUUCAUGUGGAUUUCCAAACUUCUUGAGCUGCUCAGACAGAUGUGGCGUGCCAUGUUUGCACCGUACUAUCAGGCUCUCAGUCAGAGCAAAGGACUAUAAUAUAAUUAAAUUAAUUACUUUUUAGUUAGAAC